AUGAAUUCACUACCCCGAAUAGUUAUUUGCCAACGUAAAUUAGUAGUCCGUCCGUUUUAUUGGAAUGUUAUUCGGUAAGAGACAAUUCUGAAGACCAAUUUUCAAAUGGCUAAUGUUUCAGUUUGACUUCUUAUGGUCCUCCGCCUUCGACGCCACCAAAACCCGGGUCUUUAACCUACAAGUACGAAAAUUUUCUUGGCCGUUGGCCAAAAGUCCUUGCCAUGCAUCGAACCAUCGUCGAUGGUUUGUUGCCAUGAAAAGUUACAAAUGUCCUCAAAUAUUUUACAUGUUCCCGUUGGUGUUUCGCUGACGUGAAGACGUUUUUUGGCACGAAAAAGGCCUUGUUUCAAGGCGAGAAAAAGCUCAAAGACUUGGAAGUUCCACAGCUCGAAGUUCUUGUCCAAGUUCGUUUUUAAUUCUUAUUUUCACUAUUUCUGAAUUUGUCUGUGUUCAUGUGUCUGAGUGCAUGAUCAAGAACACUUUUUCCAAUAGUUUCCUUCGAAACUUUCGUUUUGACAUAGAGCAGCGGGGAGUUGCUCAAAAUGAUCUCUCUUCUCGUCGUUCUUCAAAUCCCUGGGCCUGGCGAUAUUCUAAUUAUCAUGUUGUGAGUUCAAACAAUUUUUCUAACGACUUCGGCAAAAACGUAGAAGGGAAGACGUAUAUUCAGUUCGUUGAGGUUUCUUUCGAUACGAUUUUAGGAUUUUUUGCUUCCAUCUUUGGUGUUCUCGGGAAACUUGGAUAUGGUUUUGCAAGAAGAAAUCAUUAUCUUUUCAUAUUUUCUUGUCCGUUUGCACUUGUCCUUUUUUAUGCUAACCUUUCCCGUGUGUUAAAAAAGAAUCCUUCAGAGGAAAGCGUUUCUGAGUAUUUUUUUUUCAUUUUCCAAACUUUUCGGUGGUAUGAAAAAAAGACCAGCGAAAAUUCAAACGGCUUUUCCGUUUUUUUCAUAUCGCUGAGGAACUUCCCGACGGCCACCUUUCCGACUUUUUUUCCUCGAUAAAAUCUUCGCUUUAAAUCUUCCUUCAUAGAUUAGGUAGUUGGUUCAUGAUUAAAACACCAAGAAAUAAGAAAAAAAUGUUUAUAGAUGUUUUAUAAACCAAAAAACAUAAGGGAAAAAAGUCGGAACGGAUUCCGUCGGAAAGCUCCCUAGCGAUAUGAAAAAAUCGGAAAAGUCGCCUUGAAUUUUCGCUGGUGUUUUUUCAUACCACCGCUUUUCAAGCCUUAUUUUUCAUUUUGUCCGAAAGCCAUUUUCUAGUUGGUAGCAUCCUGAAGCGCAUUAUUGCAGAUGUCAAGCGAAGCACCCAAAUUGACGAUGGUCACUGUAUUGUUGCCUCUGCCCUUUGCCUUCUACGUUUUUGCCUUAGCGGUGUACGUGACGCUUAUCUGAAUAGCUUGUAACGACGCCUUCUUCCAGAAUCUUCUUCCCACGACUCGUGCUUACGCGCCAUUUUUGGUCGGAUCGGCAGCGGCGCGAAUAUUUCCAGCUCGAGGUCACCAAGUCGCUGGUCAAUGGUGAACAGCUCGUCAAAAGCCUUGGAAAUGUAGGAUUUUUAAUGCCGAAAUUAUUAGUUUUCAAGAAAGAUUAGGUUCUGAGUGAAAUCACAAACAGAAAAGGGAUUCUGAAAAUUCCUCGAUUUUUAUGUGGAGACUAUUUUCGAAGCAUUUUUGUCUUCGCUGAGUUAAUAGUUCACUAAUAUUUAAAGGCAUAGGGGCAGUAAAAAAAUGGGGUUUCAGGUGAAAGCAGCAUCUUAUAUAGUUUUUUAUUGCGAAUCGAAUGGUGUACUCAAAAAAAUUACAGAUGUGACAACUUUAGAAGAAAAACGCGAUUUCACUUUCCCGCCUUUAAUUUUGAAAAAAGCUUUGGAUCGGUAUGCAGACAACUGUUUACAGUAGCCGUGCACGAGAUGUUGCGGACGUCUUAUUAGACUCGCAUUUUGUAUGAAAUAACCGGCUAUCUGCUUCAAAUUAAGGGUUUCUUCUCUGAAAAAUUGAUUAAGAAAACCGAAAACACACAGUGAUAAUAAAGAAAACACAAAUAAUCGCUAUCCCAAUCGAAACCUGUGUAAAAUCAUCAUUUUUCACCAGAAAAGCUUUUUUGCGAUCAAAGUUUGCAAAUUAUACAUGAAUCGAAGGCUUUGGUGACGAAAAAAACUCUGGUGACAACAGAAAAAAUUGAAAAUUAAAAGAAACGAAGAAAAAAGCGAAAAUCCGGAAGAUGGCGAACCCUGUUGUCCAUAGAGCAACUUUACUGCAAAGUGCCCUUUUCGCGGGAACUCAAACUUUCCUCUUUCCGACUUUGAAUUAUUUUUUCUCCAAAACGAUGAAGUUCUGUACGUUUCCAAGUUCACCGUUCGAUUUUCAAUGAAAAGCUCUACAAAAUACUGCUUUGAACUGGAACACCGUUUUUUACUGCCCCUAUGCCUUUAAAUCUAGUUGAAAAUGUAUCAUGAGAAAAAAUGAUUUUUCAGCCUCGCAAACCCGAAGAUCUGAGUUCGAAGGAGCCCUCGGCUCUCGCUUUGAAUGAGAAAGUAGGUUUUUAUAACUCGAAAGAACUUUUCCAGAGCUUCUGCUUGAUUAAAAGUUUUACUCAUGAAAAGAACCGGCACAAUUUAUAGCCCUAUAGUUCAAAUGGCAAAUUAAGUAAUUUUACGUCACUUUGCACUCUGAAAUUUCCUAAAAACCAGUCUGUGCACUAUAAAUGGAACAUAUAGGGGUCCUAGAAACCUGCUGAAGGGAUUAUUUCGAAACUUUAGGCCGUUUUUUUGGAAGAAAGAACAGCUUUUAGAAAAUUAAAGAGUGAAGAGUAAAAAGUAAAGAUGUCGGAAAAACCGCAUUCGGACUUCAAAAUUCAUCAAGAUUGUGAUUUUUCAAGUAUCUUGAAAAAUUAGCGGCGCUGGUCUUCACGCCUACCUGUCUACUUAUCGUUUUCUAAUGAUGUUUCAUCAGAAUUUUCAUUUUUGUAUCUUUGGUUUUUUUUUUCCCAAUUCUGAUGCCUGUAUGACCACUCAAAUUAAUUACGGAAUACAUUUACAGUACCUGCUCCAAGCUCUGCACUCGAUAUUGUUGUUGCCGGGCUCAGAAAGGCGUUUGAAGGCUCGAAUCAACGCCCUGAGACAGUUGGACGCGGUUCUCCCCGCUGUAAUCGAUGAUCUCACCGAACGGCAGCUCGUCUUUGUAAGAGAUUAUUUUCUUCUCAAUUUCACAGUUAUUCUCAGCAUACAUACAUACGGCGACUGAAUAUUGGCAGCAAAAGCGAGGAGCAACUACGGAAAUCUCUGAAAGACUACAUCAAAUACGGUUAUUUCUCAAAUGAUUAUUGAAACGCAUAAAUUUCCCAUAAGAAACAGUUUUAUCGACUUCUAAACAUUUUCAACGAAGAAAAUUUUCAGUAUCCAAGUUGGACGACACCGCGUAUCUCUACGCUCCGGUUUUCAUCAAUCGAGCUUAA
Messenger RNA from Caenorhabditis auriculariae, 3445 nucleotides. The record is from the annotation of a GenBank genome assembly. Lineage: Eukaryota; Metazoa; Nematoda; Chromadorea; Rhabditida; Rhabditidae.